Hymenoscyphus albidus is the source of this 200-nucleotide messenger RNA. The record is from the annotation of a GenBank genome assembly. Lineage: Eukaryota; Fungi; Ascomycota; Leotiomycetes; Helotiales; Helotiaceae.
AUGGCGGCUUUUACCCAGAAGAAAUCUGUCGAAAAAGGCAAUAGGUGGAUCGUUCCAGUCACUCGGUUACAUCAUGGGGAGCCCAUGUCGCUGCGCCGUACACUUGCAUUACCCCGGAACUUUUGGACCUCGGGUGGAGUCAACCCAAUGCGCUUGACGACAACGAUGGUGGUAACGGGUGGGAGGUCUCAGCUGUCUAG